CAGAGUAGCCAAUCAUCUCCUAAGUCCUUCCUACCAACACUCACUCCUUAUUACUUUACUCCUUACAAUCUUCAAGAAAUUAAACCAUAGGACUAUAUUAUUAAACUAUAUUUAUCAAAUUUCAUUCUUCUUUUCGUUAAAAAUGGACUGUACUAACUGCCAUACAACCUUACAAAUCCCAAAUGGUGCUCAAUCCAUUCGCUGUGCCGUCUGCCAUGCAGUUAGUCGCAUUGGCAGCCGGCUACAGCUACUAGCCAACAAGUACCAUUAUCCUCAACUCCUUUCGCCUUUUGGCCGAAAGAGAGCUGUGGUUAUUGGUAUUGCGUAUAAAAAUACUGACGAUGAGCUCGUGGGUUGUAUCAAUGAUGCCAAAUGUAUGAAGUACUUGCUUGUCAAUCGAUUCAAUUUCCCUCAAGACUCCAUUCUCAUGCUCACUGAAGAAGAAAGAGAUAAAAAGAGGAUGCCAACUAAACAUAAUAUAAUAAAGGCAAUGUCCUGGCUUAUGCAAGGAGUUAAAGCAGGGGAUUCUCUGGUAUUUCAUUUUUCUGGUCAUGGUUCACAGCAAGAGAAUGACACUGGAGAUGAAAUUGAUGGUUACGACGAAACACUUUGCCCAUUGGAUUAUGAAAAACAAGGAGAGAUUGUUGAUGAUGAACUAAAUGCAAUACUCGUCAAACCUCUUCCUCCUGGUGCGAAGCUUCAUGCCAUAAUAGAUGCUUGUCACAGUGGCACUAUGCUUGAUUUGCCGUUCCUUUGUAGGACGGGCAGAACUGGACGAUAUGUAUGGGAAGAUCAUCGUCCUCUAUCAGGAGCAUGGAAAGGAACAAAUGGAGGAGAGGUUAUAUCCUUCAGUGGUUGCGAUGAUCAUCAAAACUCUAAAGAAACAGAAAAUUUGUCCAAGGUUACUUCAACUGGUGCAAUGACUUUUUCUUUCAUACAAGCAAUUGAACGCGGACAAGGAACAACAUAUGGAAGUAUUCUAAAUGCAAUGAGAACUUCAAUCCGCAGAUCUGAUAGUGAUUUAGGAGGAAAAAUUGUUACAACUCUUCUCACAAUGCUAAUAAAUGGAGGAAGCCUUGGCAGUGGGGAAAGACAGGAGCCCCAGUUAACUGCGAAUGAGCCAUUUGAUGUGUACACCAAGCCGUUUUCGUUAUAGUAAUAUCUUAAGCAACUCUGGUUUUAGUUUUUCAUUCCUCAACUGAGUGUCUAUUGAAACAACCUCUCUAUUUUCACAAAGUAGGGAUAAAGUCUGUGUAUAUACUGUCCUCCCUAGAUCCCACUAUGUGGGAUUAUACCGGAUAUGUUGUUGUUGUUAAUUCUCGUUUUCACAUAGUUUGGGUGCACAGAUACUGAAUGGCGUAUAAAUAAAAAGUAUCUCUUUGCAUUUUCAGGUUUAA
Messenger RNA from Nicotiana tabacum (common tobacco), 1397 nucleotides. RefSeq names its product metacaspase-1-like. The record is from RefSeq and is a predicted model, not a curated record. Gene Ontology annotation, cellular component: cytoplasm. Gene Ontology annotation, molecular function: cysteine-type endopeptidase activity. Gene Ontology annotation, biological process: proteolysis. NCBI's taxonomy places the organism in Eukaryota, Viridiplantae, Streptophyta, Magnoliopsida, Solanales, Solanaceae.